Molecule: messenger RNA, 1437 nt
Organism: Lactuca saligna
Lineage: Eukaryota; Viridiplantae; Streptophyta; Magnoliopsida; Asterales; Asteraceae
Source: the annotation of a GenBank genome assembly
AUGUUCCACUUUCUUGACAACAAAAUCAACACGUCUCCAGAUAUUUCAAGAUUGUCGAUUAUCGAUCUGAAACACCAUGUAUUUCUUGAUUAUUUGAUUUGUGGGUCGCCUAAUGUGCAGCGAAGGGGGUUUCGAGUUCAAGCUCCAUUGGUGGAUUCCGUAUCAUGCUAUUGCAAAGUCGAUGCGGGAUUAAAAACAGUCGCCGGGGCCCGCAAAUUCGUUCCCGGGUCAAAAAUUUGCAUCCAACCCGACAUCAACCCACACGCACACAAAACCAAAAACAGCCGAAAAGAGCGGACCCGCAUCCAACCGCCCCUCCUCCCGGGUCUCCCUGAUGACCUGGCAAUCGCGUGUCUAACGCGGGUCCCACGAGCCGAACACAACAAACUCCGGUUAGUUUCCAAAAGAUUUUUCCGACUCUUAUCAAGCAACUACUUUUACUCCCUUAGAAAAACCCUAGGAAUGGCUGAAGAAUGGGUUUAUGUCUUCAAACGAGAUCGUGAUGGAAGAAUCUCAUGGCAUGCAUUCGACCCCACUUACCAAAUUUGGCAACCACUUCCACCUGUCCCGGUUGAUUACGAAAAUGCCCUUGGGUUUGGAUGUGCGGUUUUGAGCGGUUGUCAUCUUUAUUUAUUUGGCGGGAAAGAUCCUUUAAAGGGUUCGAUGAGACGUGUGGUUUUUUAUAAUGCGAAAACAAAUCGAUGGCAUAAAGCUCCCGAUAUGCAAAGAAAGCGACAUUUUUUUGGAUCUUGUGUUAUAAACAAUUGUCUUUAUGUUGCGGGAGGUGAAUGUGAUGGGGUUCAUAGGACUCUUCGAUCUGUUGAAGUUUAUGAUCCAAAUAAACGUCGAUGGAGUUUUAUUACAGAUAUGAGUACACCAAUGGUGCCUUUUAUUGGAGUCGUUUAUAAUGGAAAAUGGUUCUUGAAAGGACUUGGGGCUCAUAGAGAGGUUUUGAGUGAAGCGUAUACACCAGAAUCAAACACAUGGGUGUCAAUUACUGAUGGAAUGAUUGCAGGGUGGAGGAAUCCGAGUAUUUCCAUGAACGGAAAGCUUUUUGCUUUGGAUUGUCGUGAUGGGUGUAAAAUUAGGGUUUAUGAAGAGGACACGAAUUCUUGGAAGAAGUUUAUUGAUAGUAAAGUUCAUCUUGGAAGCUCGCCUGCUAUGGAGGCAGCUGCUCUUGUGAAUCUUAAUGGGAAGUUGUGUAUUAUUCGGAAUAAUAUGAGUAUUAGUCUUGUUGAUGUUUCGAGUAAAGAUAAAAAAGUGGAAAGUAAUCCGAAUCUUUGGGAGAAUAUUGCGGGAAAAGGGCAUAUAAAGACUUUGUUUACAAAUUUAUGGUCGAGUAUAUCAGGGAGGAAUGGGCAAAAGAGUCAUAUUGUGCAUUGUCAGGUGCUUCAGGACAUGGAUUUGGUUGCAGAUUGGAGACACCUGUAUCUUUGA